UCUUUGUUGUUGCACACUAACAACUGGCUGUGGGUGGUUUGAAUGUUGUUGUGUCUGAACACUUUGUCAUGCAUCUGCGUUCCAAAGUCUUGUAAGGUGCACUUCACUGUCUGAAGUAGGACGACUGUGAUGCGUAGCUCAUUUGAGGCUCAUUUUGUUUUGUUCCCUCUUGUUGUUUGUCCCCUGCAGAUUUACAGGCCACAUGGAUCAUGAAUGAGUUACAUUGUUACACUGGACCUGGGCGCUAUGGCAAAAAUAUUUUUAUAAUGAUUACUCCACAACAACAACAACAACACCAACAACAAGAAGUGUAAUAUAGCUGCAGAUUGCGACCUUCAGAGAACUCAUGUUGAUCUUAAUUAGCAUUGACUCAUCUCAUGCUGUCUGAUUAGAGUUUUGAUGGAGAGCCGAUCCGUGAACGGUGGUGGGCAUUUUCUCCUACUGUAGUUUCUUAAAGGGGCAUUUUUAGACGUAUUACACUUCUUUUAACAAAGUGCAGUAGAUGCAGUUACUGUAGGUAUGUCUGGGUUUUUGACUUCUUUUGCUGCUCUACCCGUACUUGAACCUGUGACUGCGUGUGCCUGCUUUUCUUUUUCCCCUAAUCUUUUGUUCAUCAAAAAAAACAGGUUCAGUGCUUAACAAAAGUGCUUCAAAGCACCUUUAUAUCUUUAGAAUUGCUAUGUGGUCACUUAAAAUUGCACCAUCAGCCAGUGAGUUCAGUUGUUUUUCCCCCGGUGUGCUUACAAUAUCAAGCUUCAAUAGCUCUGCGAGCCACACAUACACACAGAGACUCAGAACUAGGCGGUGUGUGUUUAGAAACGAUAGAAAAGCUCUGUCUUGUGAAAAGAAAAGAACAUUGCUACUGUAUAACCAAAGUUGCAGCCUAAAGCCAAUAAAUGUAAAACUGUUUGUUGUGUGUUGAGACUGUCAGCCUUUGAUUUUAAACUGACGGACAGAAGUGAGGUAGAAGCAAAGAUGGGUGGUAUAAAGCUGUGAUCACAAGGAAGUAGAACUUUAAACCAGUCACUCAAAGCAGCAUGUUGUGGACAUGGCCAGAGACGUAAUCAACUUACAGUUCAGUACUAGGAAUAUACAGAAAAAGUGGAUUAAAAAACAUUAAGUAUUAGUCGACUGAAACGCUCUAAGCAUCUCUCUGCUUUUGGAUUUUCAUCUUUUGCUUUUGUUUAUUUUUAUAUAGCACCAGAUCGCCUCAAGGCACUGCUCAUAAUAGUGUCAAGGCCUUAUAGAACUAUAAUAGCGGGGAGCCAACAAUCCUCCAUGUGCAAGCGCUUCCUACCUCAAAGAAAGAAAAGGGGCCUUGCGUUUUGAGAGCUCACAGGUAUGAAGCAGCCAGUAAAGGGACGCGAGCAGUCAUUGGCGUCGUGAUGAAGAUCCUCUAGGUUUGGAUCCAAUUCUGACUGCGUCAUUCUGGUCUAUGGGAAUACAUUUAGUACUGAACUCUCUAGAUGUCACAAAGUCUGGCAUAAACCAACAACAUUGAAAUGUCAUUGUUUCUGUUUAAUAUUAUUCUUGCUUUUCAUCACAGUAAAGAUGGUUGUGAAUCAUUCCAGCAUCCACAUCUGCUGUGUGUCUGUUUUCUGACGUUGGCAAUGCAGCAUCAUCUCUUCGCACCAUCGUCCUUCAUCUGCAUAUUGUCACAGGAGAACACUUUUGCUAAAGCGACUAAUUUGCACGCUCAGUACUUUUUAAUUUCACUACAUGCUGAUUGAUUAUCAGGCGCAGACUAAUUAUCCCCCAACACACACACAGACAUGCUGCCGCUUCAAGCCUUGAAUUGGUCUGCACAAUCAAUAGAGCUUAAAUAGAGCAAUAUGGGCCUUUUAACAAAGUCAGUCCGUUUUACCGUAGCUCUGUUUUGAUGGCAAGUCGGCGCCAUUGAUUAUGUUUCACUUAGGAUUUUGUCUGUCACUGUAAGUGCUGAAAAUCAUCAAAGCUUGUUAUACGGAGAGGAUUGCAGAUCUCGGCAGUGGCUCAGUGGUCUGACUUUCUGGCUCACAAACCUAUGGAUGCUCCACCCUUAAACAGAGCAUGUGUGUAUUUAGUCAUUGCACUGUAGACAAGCAGUCAAUGCUAACAAUGGCAAAAAUGCUCCUUCCUUUCUCCUUGUAAUCUUGUUUAAGCCUGUAAGCUUUAGCACAUAAUAAGAUGUGGUUGCUUCUUUUCUGAGCCUCACAUUGCAACACAAUAGGUACGUUUUCUUCUGAAUGAACGUAAGCUGCUGAAUAGCCAGGCUGUGAUUGUGACUGUCAUUUGUUGUUGCAUCACUUAUUGAAGAGUCUGGAGUCAGACCUGUCCCGUGCUGCAUGGUAAUGAGCAUCCUGUGUGUUGUGAAUUAAACUGUUUGUGCACCUUGAGCAUACAGUAACAGCAUGAAGUCGCUAUCAUGAAAAACUGUGGGUGAUGAAUGAAUGGACUGAUUAUUGUUUAUUACAUGUUUACUGAAUUUUAAUCUGAAAUCAUUGAAUAAUAGAUCACUGCUUUGAGCGUGAUUGAUGAGAGGGUGCAGCGUGGGUUUGUAAGUGUCUGUCCUUAUUCAGUGACCUGAAACCAGUAUCUGAAGGAUUUUCCUUUUCUCUGCAGUAUUUCUGCUCCACUCUGCUCUCAGGUCCCACUAGACACAACGCUGUUCCCUUACGAAAGAAUAUAGGACAUCCCUAUGGGCCAGAGUCAACUUAUUUAACAAGGUGUUCGAGUCUAUAGCACAUGUGUUGGACUUACGAUCAGCAUCCAAAGUGCCAGCGAAUGAGAAGAAGGAACGGCCCCUAAGCACCAUGAGUGAGGCCUCCAACUACACAGGCGGCUCAGACCAUGCCGCCAACUCCAGCAGCCCGGCAGAGAGGCCGUCAAGACCUUCUAAAAAAAUUCACAACUUUGGGAAGAGAUCAAAUUCCAUCAGGAGGAAUCCUAGCGCCCCAGUGAUCAGGAGGAACUGGCUUUAUAAACAGGAUAGCACAGGGAUGAAGCUGUGGAAGAAGAGGUGGUUUGUGCUGUCUGACCUGUGCCUCUUCUACUACAGAGAUGAAAAAGAGGAGGGGAUUCUUGGAAGCAUCCUCCUCCCGAGCUUUCAUAUCUCCAUGCUGUCUGUUGAUGAUCACAUUAACAGAAAAUAUGCCUUCAAGGCAACACAUCCAAACAUGCGGACGUACUAUUUUUGCACAGACACAGCCAAAGAAAUGGAGUCUUGGAUGAAAGCAAUGACGGAUGCUGCAAUGGUGCAUUCAGACCCAGUCAAAAGGUUAGACAGACUAAAAGUGGAGCAGCGUGGUCCACAGGAGAUCAACCACGUGGCCAACCACCGGCCGCCUCUAACGCAGCCGGAAAUUCAAAAGAACGAGCGCAACCGCGAGGUGGACCGUGAGCGCGCUGCAACGGUCGCCUCCCCCACGACAGAAGAGGAGCGGAAACAGCAGGAAGCCGAGCGCUACGGCUUCCACAAGGACGGAGCGGAGCCCGAACGCCCCCUCACCAAAAUCAACAGCAUCAAGCUGCAGCCGGCCCAAGCGGCGGCCGUAAAGGCCAACAUCAGCUCACCACAGGCGCCCACAGAGGUGGACGGCUCCCAGCGGAACCCCCAGGUUAAUGGCUCCGAAGAGCGGAGUCCAGCCGACGGACCGGGAGUCUCUGCUCAGCGAAGUCCUGCCCACGAACCAGAGCGAACCCUGAGCAGGACAAACUCUAUGCAGCAACUGGAGCAGUGGGUCCGCACGCAAAGAGGACGGGGCCAGGAUGAUGACACCAGGAGUGUUACUUCAUACCAGACGCUGCCUAGAAACAUGCCCAGCCAUCGAGUGCCGUACGUGCCCCAUUAUGGCGACGGCUACCGUAGCAUGCCGAGGAAUAGCAUGGCACAGCGGGACAGCAUCUGCAGCAUGUCCCCGUCGCUGUACGACCAGGCCCUGGGCGCGACGCUGGUGGACAAGCGCCGCUCCAUGCGUGACGACACCAUGUGGCAGCUGUACGAGUGGCAACAAAGGCAGGCUUACACCAGGCAGCCCGGGCUCUACAGCAACAUGGCCAGUCCCAAAACCAUGAUUAACCUGUCAGAGCACGCUCCGCCGAGCCACUCCAUCCCGCCCUCGCCCUCCCACGGCUCCCUGUCCAUGUACGGCGGCUACUCGCCGCUGCGCUCGUACAACGUGAACGCCGCCCGCUCGGAGCUGUCGUCUCCCAUCUACAGACGAGACAUGAGCAUCGACAGACGACACAGGCUCCAACCCAACAAGUAUGGAUACCAACCCGAUAGGAGAUCUAUGCCUGCAGUGAUCCCAGCCCAGAAUAUCACUACCCAGUCUCUCCAGGGGAAAUCACCUGAGGAGUUGACUCUGCUGCUGAUAAAGCUGCGGCGGCAGCAGGCAGAGCUAAACAGUAUCCGGGAGCACACUGUAGCACAGCUUAUGCAGCUAAACGUGGAUGGCGACAACCCAAAGAAUGACAUUCUCUCCCAUCACCUCCAAAGGAACCUCAUGUUUUUGGACAAUCAGAUGAAGGAAAAUGACCCUUUAAUCAUCAUGAUUCACACUUUGAUUGAGAACUCUGCCCCAAGGCCUCAACUUUACCAGCAAUUGAGUCCAGAAGACUACAGGGAACAUACGUAUGCAUUCAUGCCAGAAGAAGUGGACACUGAUACUAAACUCAGCAGGUUGUGUGAACAGGAUAAAGUGGUGAGGACACAGGAGGACAAACUUCAACAGCUGUACAGAGAGAAGCACACCUUGGAGACGGCGCUGCUGUCGGCCAGUCAGGAGAUCGAGAUGGGCUCCGAUAACCCGGCCGCUCUGCAGAGUGUCGUCCAGCAGAGAGACCUGCUGCAGAGCGGCCUGCUCAGCACCUGCAGAGAGCUGUCCAGAGUCACCACCGAGUUGGAGCGGUCCUGGAGGGAGUACGACAAGCUGGAGGGAGAUGUGACUCUGGCCAAGAACAACCUACUGGAGCAGCUGGAAGCGCUGGGAAGUCCUCAGACAGAGCCUCCCAGCCAGCAUCACGUCCGCAUCCAGAAAGAGCUGUGGCGGAUUCAAGAUGUGAUGGAGGCCCUCGAUAAACACAAGAUCCAGAGGAGUGCAGUUGAUGGUAUGAACUACGGGUCUAAAAACAGCUUCAGCAAGCACAAAACCGAGGAGGAGGACUCGGUACCCCCACGGCCACCCUUACCCAAGUCCUACGAGCCCAACCCCCCCACUGUGCCCCCUCUGUCCUCUCAUGCUGGUGCGCGCCCUUCAUCACUGCACAGGCUGGAGGACAGGAAGGCCAGUCACAGGAAUGGCACGCACAGCGGACCAGACUACAGACUGUAUAAGAGCGAACCAGAACUUACUACAGUAGCAGAGGUGGAUGAAAACAACGGCGAGGACAGAUCUGAACAUGCGCCUGAUAGAGAGCAUUCUGGAAAUAAAGGGAUGUCCUACCCAGUUGGCAUUGUCCCACCCAGAACCAAAUCGCCAGUGCCUGAGUCUUCGUCGAUAGCUUCUUAUGUCACACUGAGGAAGAGCAGGAAGCCUGAUCCCAGGACCGAGCGUCCACGCAGCGCGGUGGAGCAGCAGCUGUGUGCUUCGGAGAGCGGACGACCCAGAAUGAGCGUGGAGGAGCAGCUGGACAGGAUCCGUCGGCACCAGCAGGGAGCCCUCAGGGAGAAAAAGAAAGGCCUCAGCAUCCGGGGCGGCAGCCAGGAAAAUACACCUUCUCGCAGCCACUCGUUCACAAAGGAAAACCACUUCCGCAGUACGCAGUCCCAUCUGAGGCGCAGAGACGAGGUGAUGAGCUGUGACAUUCAGGAGCUGGAGGCUUCUCUGAGGCAGCAGGAGCUGGAGACACCUGCCGAGGAGAUUGCCCGUCUCAAAGAAGCGUCACUGCCUGACCACUUUAACGUGGACCGAGAGCUUUCAGUGCCAGACAAGGUGUUGAUUCCUGAGCGAUAUGUGGAGUCAGACCCCGAGGAGGCUCUGAGCCCUGAGCAGGAGGCAGAUAAACAGCGGAAGGUUGACCGCAUCAAAGCCCUCAUUGCCAAGAACAGCAUGCAGAAUGUGCUUCCUAGUACGGCUCUGAGCCCCGAGGACGAGACGGAGGAGGAGGUUACCAUCCAGGAGAAGGAGAAGAUGAUUAAUAUCUCCUACGAGCUGGCGGCAGAGGCUUCCAAGCGCAGCAAGCUGGUAGCAGUGAAAAGCCUGUCGCCUUCUUCCCCACCCCUUCCACAGUCUCCUAACACACACCCCCUGACUGACGGUUCUCACUUCAUGUGUGUGUAGUAGCACCACUCAGGCCCUGGCCUCAGUAAAAACCUACACAUGAAGGAAGCAGCAGCAGGGGAAUAGAAAUGACCCUCAAGACAUAACCAGGGACAUCGGCAUCACCACGGCCCAUGGGGAGUUAAAAUGCCUAUUCUACAUUCUGUAUGCUCACUGUGAGGUCCUAGGCUCAUUCGCCACCACUAAUACUUUCUGUUGCCCUUCUCUGGGGGCACCACAUGGGGAGACAGGACACUUUUCAUACCUUUGCUGUUGCAGUUCUUUUACAUUUUACAUGAUUUUUAAUUUAAUUUUCAUUAUUUAUAUAUGGCUUCUCUAGAUUCUUGUUUGAAUAAUACAACGUGUGUGUGUCUGUUCGUGUGUGUGCAUAUACACAGACAGACGAUUGUUGUUUUAUUAUUCAAUCAAGAAGGAUUAACCAGUGUUUUUGCCUGUGUUAUAUUUUAAACUCAUGUUCUACCACCUUUAAAAAAAUAACUCAUUUAAUUUCAUUAACUCGAAUCAUGUAGUUUUCAGGAAAAAGGAGUUUAUUAAGUAACAGUUUGUAUUUAUCCAUUUAUUGUAAAAACAUUUAUCUGCGAAAGAUGAAUACGACAUAGAGCUAAUCUACUAUACUAAAAUGAGAAGCCACUCGAUUGCUGCAAAAGACAAUUGGUACAUUUUCCUGUUUCUGGGUUGUAAUUAUUUAAAAUGGAAUAUUCUGUAGUACAAGUCCCAUUCCUGACCCUUUUGUAAAUGUUCUGCCUUGACUAUAUACGGUCUUCUUUUAUGGAUGAGAGAUAUAUUUAAACCGAGACAAGGACAAAAAAUAGUUUAGCUAUAUUUUAUGACAUGUUGGUAUGACGUCCUGGAACUAGAAGAAGACUAGCACGUGUGAAAAGCAAUAAAAAGAGAAUAUUUGUGGAGCCAGGAUCAUUUUUGUGUGUGUACAAAGUGUAAUUAAAAGAGGUUUACUGUGUAUAUAAUGUACAUGGUACAGCAGGAUGGGAGGGUAUAUCUAAAAUAUGGUUACAUAUUAGAUUUGAUUCAUAUCCCAUCUGUUUUAUAUCAUGUUAAAUAAAUGUUGCUGUUCUUAACCAA
This is a messenger RNA of Betta splendens (Siamese fighting fish), 7340 nucleotides long. Its product is annotated as pleckstrin homology domain-containing family A member 5-like. The transcript is spliced from 26 exons. Gene Ontology annotation, molecular function: phosphatidylinositol-3-phosphate binding; phosphatidylinositol-3,5-bisphosphate binding; protein binding. Bases 2793 to 6260 code for a protein of 1155 amino acids. The record is from RefSeq and is a predicted model, not a curated record. Lineage: Eukaryota; Metazoa; Chordata; Actinopteri; Anabantiformes; Osphronemidae. Gene Ontology annotation, cellular component: cytosol.